AUGGUUAACUUCCAGACCUUGGGCGCCACUGUGCUCUCCCUUCUCGCGGCCUCCACGGUCGUCGCCCACCCCGGCCAUGACCACAAGGCUGAGGCCAUGGAGCGCGCCGCCUACUUCUCCAAGGCCGAGAGGCGCUCUCUCGAGCACUGCUCGGAGAAGCUCAAGGCCCGCGGCACCGAGGAGAAGAUGAUUGCCCGCCGCCACGCCAUGCAUCAGCAGCUGCGCAAGCGCACGCUGGUCCAGCGUGACCUCGACACCGUCCUCAACACGACGCACCACUCGGAGCAGGAGGGCAUCACGCCCAACGUCGACCCCAGCGUCCUCUUCUCCGGCAACAGCUCUUGCAUCCUCGCCCCCGAGGCCACCCAGGGCCCCUACUACGUCACGGGCGAGUACUUCCGUCAGAACAUCACCGAGACGCAGUUGGGCGUGCCCCUCUACCUCGACAUCCAGGUCAUCGACACCAACACCUGCGAGCCCCUCCCCCAGGUCGCCAUGGACUUCUGGCACUGCAACGCCACCGGCGUCUACUCGGGCAUCAACGCCAACGGUAACGGCGACUCUUCCGACACCGCGAACCUCGACAGGACGUUCCUGCGCGGCAUCCAAGCUACCGACGACGACGGUGUCCUGCAGUUCAUCUCCAUCGUUCCUGGCCACUACGUCUCCCGUGCCAACCACAUCCACAUCGUCGCCCACAGCAAGGGCACCUGGUCGCACCUCCCCAACGGCACCAUCACCGGCGGCACCACCGCCGCCCACGUCGGCCAGCUCUUCUUCGACCAGGACCUGCUCGAAGAGGUUGAGCAGUUCGAGCCCUACAGCACCAACACCCAGGACUGGACCAAGAACUCCGAGGACUCGAUCCUCUCCGGUGAGGCCGACACCAUCGACCCCGUCGUCGAGUACGUCCUGCUCGGCGACUCGGUCGCUGACGGCAUCUUCUCCUGGAUCUCCGUCGGCAUUGACAGCACCGCCAACCAAACCGUCACCCCCGCUGCCAUCUACGCCUCUGGCGGUGGCUACACCAACCCUGACAGCCCCAGCAUGGGCGGCGGCGACGCUCCUGAUGCCGCUGGCACGCCUCCUGCUAAGAACUAA
Messenger RNA from Aplosporella prunicola CBS 121167, 1101 nucleotides. RefSeq lists its product as uncharacterized. The transcript has 2 exons. The record is from RefSeq and is a predicted model, not a curated record. Bases 1 to 1101 code for a protein of 366 amino acids. Gene Ontology annotation, molecular function: oxidoreductase activity, acting on single donors with incorporation of molecular oxygen, incorporation of two atoms of oxygen; ferric iron binding. NCBI's taxonomy places the organism in Eukaryota, Fungi, Ascomycota, Dothideomycetes, Botryosphaeriales, Aplosporellaceae.